Anopheles marshallii is the source of this 813-nucleotide messenger RNA. RefSeq lists its product as uncharacterized. Gene Ontology annotation, molecular function: Hsp90 protein binding. The record is from RefSeq and is a predicted model, not a curated record. Lineage: Eukaryota; Metazoa; Arthropoda; Insecta; Diptera; Culicidae. The transcript is spliced from 4 exons. The coding region runs from base 1 to 813 and encodes 270 amino acids.
AUGACUUGCUGUGUAUGCAUGCAAAUUACACAACCCAGAAGCACCGGUGAGAAGACGACACCCACCGAAAAGGAGACGGGCAAAAGCAACCUUAAUCUUACGGCGGAUGAACUGAAGCAGGAAGGCAACCGGUGUGUUAAAGCGGGCAGUUUUACGGAAGCGAUCCUGCACUACACCCAUGCCAUCAAGCUCAGUCCAGCCGAUGCCAUACUGUACAGCAAUCGAUCGUUGGCGUUCUGUAAGCUGCAACAGUUCUACUACGCAAAUGAGGACGCCGAUAAGGCGAUCGCGUUGAAUCCGGCCUGGGCGAAAGGGUAUUACCGGAAGGCGGAAGUCAGCAUGGGUGUGGGCCAGUACGAAACGGCGCUGCUUUCGUACGGGAAGGCACUACAGCUACAACCGCAAGACAUGGGUAUCAUUCAGGCCGCCCGGAAAGCUGCCACAUUAGGCAAUGCCGAACGGGAGAAGGAGAAACGGUCGCCCUUCAUUGGUAGCGCCAUCGGUUGUGCUGUCGGGUUGUGCAUCGUGUUGGCCGACAUGUUACUAACGGAAAAUCCGACCAUUAAGUACACUUCGUUAAUGGUGUUCAUCAUAAUGGUAAUCACUAGCAUGGGGUUCGGAAUAGCAAAACUAGUUUGGUACUACAAAAAACUGCAACGGAAAGGUCUGCUUGAUCCGCCCAUCGAUUUACUAGAAGAUUUUCAAAAGCAAAAGGAAACUGAAGAUGCACCACCAACGGGAGAACAACGCCACGAACGAAACCGAUACACAAAAGCACAAGCAAGACAGCGCCUGAAAAAGGCGAAAACAUAA